Messenger RNA from Rhineura floridana, 2618 nucleotides. RefSeq names its product distal-less homeobox 4 (gene DLX4). Gene Ontology annotation, molecular function: DNA-binding transcription factor activity, RNA polymerase II-specific; RNA polymerase II cis-regulatory region sequence-specific DNA binding. The record is from RefSeq and is a predicted model, not a curated record. Gene Ontology annotation, biological process: cell differentiation; embryo development; negative regulation of transcription by RNA polymerase II. The coding region runs from base 470 to 1312 and encodes 280 amino acids. The transcript has 3 exons. NCBI's taxonomy places the organism in Eukaryota, Metazoa, Chordata, Lepidosauria, Squamata, Rhineuridae.
GAGGCGAUGGGCAGGGCUCGGGAGAUGAAAGGCGAUGGAAUGGAGGCGCGGGGGUGGAAAAGAACUACCCCUUAGGCAGUUCUUGUCCUGCCGCUCUCUUUCGCUAGGGCCGGCGUGGAGAAAAAGGGCGCUUGUGGGUGAUCCUUGGGAGAAGGCUAGGAGUGAAGUUUGCUGCUUCGACGCCAGCAGUCGGGGGGCCUCUAAGAAGGCAGAGACGGCGGCGGUAGUAGUAACAGUGGUGGCGGCGGUGGAUGAUAUUUCCUUUGGGGCUUGAUCUGGGCAAGGAGGAAGGCGCUGCUGCCCCAGGCAUGAGUCUGGCCGCCGCCACCAGCCGCAGCCACCCCUCUCUCGAAACCCGGUAGCCUCCCUCCCCCCGCCCGCUUUUGGCCAACCCCUUGGGCCUCUGGAUGCUGCUGAGUCUUGGUGCGCUCCUCUUUCCCCCGCUGCAGCGAGUCCUGCAGAACUUUGGAUGAUGACGAUGAACUCUCUAGCCGAGAGCUUGCUGGGGCCGCCGGACCCGUCCAAGGCGUCCUUCCUGGACUUCGGACUCGGGCCCCCUCCCUCUCCUCCUCAUCACCAGCAGCCGCCGCCGCAACACCCGGCCAGCUUGGCGCCCCCUUACUCUCUCCAAGCUUUGCACCCGCCGCCGCCGCCUCAGCAGCAGCCGCUCGACGGUGGCGGCAGCGGUGCCUUCCCUCCCUCCGCAACCUCCUACGGCAGACCCCUGGCUUAUCCGCCCUACCCCGGGGCAGCCGGCAGCAGCCCCCACGCCUUCUACCACCACCAUCACCACCACGGCGCCUCCUACUCGCCUUACCAGCAGACCUCCAGCGCCCUGGGCCACGGGACGAGGCUGGAGGAGACGGAGCUUGAGAAAUCGACCAUCAUUGAGAAUGGGGAAAUCCGCAUCAAUGGAAAAGGGAAGAAGAUCCGCAAACCACGCACCAUCUAUUCUAGCCUCCAGCUUCAGGCCCUCAACCAGCGCUUCCAGCAAACCCAGUACCUGGCUUUACCUGAGCGAGCAGAGUUAGCAGCACAGUUGGGCUUGACCCAAACACAGGUCAAGAUCUGGUUCCAGAACAAGCGUUCCAAAUUCAAAAAGAUUAUGAAGCAGGGCUCCAGCAUCCAAGAAGAUCAUCUCCACAGUUCCUCAUCUUUGUCCCCUUGUUCCCCCAACAUCCCCCCACUCUGGGACAUCCCUAUGGCAUGCAAAGCUGCACCCCUGCCUCCCAGCAGCUACAUCAAUAGCUUUGGACCUUGGUAUCACCAACCGCAACACCAGGACACCAUGGGGAGGCCGCCAGUGAUGUGACAAAGGCAGUGCUUGCAACAUUAACCCAUUCGAAUGUGCCUCUUUCACCAAAGUGCUGAUCAGGGUCCCUGGAACAGGGAAAUGUGGGGGGGCAUGGAUGGAGAAGGUUGGCUCCUUUGAAGGAAUCUCCAGCACCUCUCUGUUGAUGUGAAAUUAUCUAGCAGGAGAUGGAUGUAAUCAGUCCUGCUCAAGGACCAAAUCUAACAACUCUGGCCGAUGGUAUGAGGUGGAAAUAGGGAAAGGAGCCCCCCCCCCCCAAGAAACAUGAGUGGAACUCAGGAUUCCACCAAGCAAUGUCUCUUCAUCAGGGAUUUACAAGAACGGUGUUUGUCCUUUUUUGUUCCAAAGAUAGGCUUGUGGGUGAAGUGGCCCAGCAUUGGAUCUAGUUGUGUCAGUAAGAUUUGAGGUUUUGCCAUAUUUUUUCUCCUUCUCUGGCAAAGCUUCUAUGCCUUAAGUAGUAUUGAUGGUAGAUGGCAAAUAAGUAGGUGAUGUUUCUCCUAACAUGGAGGUUCAGUGAUGGGAAGGCUUCAUCUAUUGUAUUUCUGUGUUGUCACACAGCUGCUAAAGGCACAGGAGUAUUGCCAGCUUUUUUUCUUUUCUCCUAGCAAUCCUAGUAAACGUAGCAAGGUUUUGAGCUGCACAGCUUCAGACGGGUACUGGAGAAAAAGAAUGCUUUACAGGCGAGAUAUACAAAAUUGUGUAUAUCUCUGGCACAACUUCAUGAUUUGGUGAGCAGAAUACAGGUUAGAUGGAAAUAACAAUACAAACUCUGCUCAUGGGAUUAAAACUGGCAAGAACUUUUACCCAUCAAAAUUGGUUCAAUAUACUCCCACGUCUUACCUGCAAAAGAAAUUGGUUGUGGUUGCAGGAAGCCAAUAUCUGUACAUCUCCAACUUGGUAAAGGUUAAAAAAAAAAUCUAGAUGGUUUCUACAAAACCAAAUUUGCUUCCAAGUUUGCCCAUGUUACUAAUAUAUAUGUAUAUUUAAUUGUGUUAAAACCAGGAUUAUGUUUACAGGUAAUGAAAAGUUUGUGGAAUGUAAUCCCCAUAUCUUCACCCCCUUUUUUCUUUUUAUAAAGGAUCAUUCAUAUUUCUUUCAGCGACUACAUGAAGUGUUCUUCUCUGUCCCCAAAUAACUUGAGGCUAUUUAACUAAACAAUUAAAAAAAACUAAUUUAACUUUUCUUCCCCACACUUUGCCAAGCAUAAUGACAACAUUUUUAUUUAUUGAAAUACAGCUUUUGGUAUAUUGUAUUGUUUUCACUUUAUAAACAGAAUGUAAGACUAUAAAUAUUUUUUUUGUACAAA